GGGGCGGGGAGGGAGCGGCCGGCGGGCGGCGGGCACGGGCGGCACGAGCAGGUGGGAGCCGCCGAGGGGCGAGGCCGCCCGCGGGGGCGCCAGGCGGCGGGCACUGCGCCGCGCCCCUAUCCGCGGUGCGCGCUCGCAGUGCGUACCGGGCGUCCUCGACUCCCGCGCGCCCAGCCUGCUCGGGCCCUACCUGCGGCGGCCGUCGGGGGCGCGGAGCCCCCAGCGCUGCCGAGCCGCAUGAACAAUAGGCGGCGGCGGCUCCCGCGGGCGGCCGCCCCGCACCCUAUGGACCGGCCGCUCCAUGGAGUCCUCCAGAUCGCUUCUCGGCUGCCUGGCGAGCGCCGCUGCUGCCGCCCCGCCGGGGGAGGAUGCCACGGGCGCUGGGGCCGAAGAGGAGGAGGACGAGGAGGAGGCGGCGGCCGAGCUGGGAUCUCACGCCGCGUUGCCCUACUGGACGGCUGUAUUCGAGUACGAGGCGGCGGGCGAGGACGAGCUGACCCUGCGGCUGGGCGAUGUGGUAGAGGUGCUGUCCAAGGACUCUCAGGUAUCCGGCGAUGAGGGCUGGUGGACCGGACAGCUGAACCAGCGGGUGGGCAUCUUCCCCAGCAACUACGUGACCCCGCGCAGCGCCUUCUCCAGCCGAUGCCAGCCGGGCGCGGAGGACCCCAGCUGCUACCCGCCCAUUCAGCUGUUAGAGAUUGAUUUUGCGGAGCUGACCCUGGAGGAGAUCAUCGGCAUUGGAGGCUUUGGGAAAGUUUAUCGUGCUUUCUGGGUGGGCGAUGAGGUGGCCGUGAAGGCGGCUCGUCAUGACCCUGACGAGGACAUCAGCCAGACCAUAGAGAAUGUUCGCCAAGAGGCCAAGCUCUUUGCCAUGCUGAAGCACCCGAACAUCAUUGCCCUCAGAGGGGUGUGCCUGAAAGAACCCAACCUCUGCUUGGUCAUGGAGUUUGCUCGUGGAGGGCCUUUGAACAGAGUAUUGUCUGGGAAGAGGAUUCCCCCAGACAUCCUGGUGAACUGGGCUGUGCAGAUCGCCAGAGGGAUGAACUACCUACACGAUGAGGCGAUCGUACCCAUCAUCCACCGAGACCUUAAGUCCAGCAACAUAUUGAUCCUGCAGAAAGUGGAGAAUGGAGACCUGAGUAACAAGAUUCUGAAGAUCACCGACUUUGGACUGGCGCGGGAAUGGCACCGGACUACCAAGAUGAGUGCAGCGGGAACAUAUGCUUGGAUGGCGCCUGAAGUCAUCCGUGCUUCCAUGUUUUCCAAAGGCAGCGAUGUGUGGAGCUAUGGAGUACUGCUUUGGGAACUGUUGACUGGCGAGGUGCCCUUCCGGGGCAUUGAUGGCUUAGCAGUGGCUUACGGUGUGGCUAUGAACAAACUCGCCCUUCCCAUCCCUUCUACGUGUCCAGAGCCUUUCGCCAAGCUCAUGGAAGACUGCUGGAAUCCUGACCCCCACUCACGUCCAUCUUUCACGAGUAUCCUGGACCAGCUAACGACUAUAGAAGAGUCUGGUUUCUUUGAGAUGCCCAAGGACUCCUUCCACUGCCUGCAGGAUGACUGGAAACAUGAGAUUCAGGAGAUGUUUGACCAACUCAGGGCCAAAGAAAAGGAGCUCCGAACCUGGGAGGAGGAGCUGACACGGGCUGCGCUCCAGCAGAAGAACCAGGAGGAGUUGCUUCGGCGUAGGGAGCAGGAGCUGGCUGAACGGGAGAUCGACAUCCUGGAACGAGAGCUCAAUAUCAUUAUCCACCAGCUGUGCCAGGAAAAGCCCAGGGUGAAGAAACGCAAGGGCAAGUUCAGGAAGAGCCGACUGAAACUCAAGGAUGGCAACCGCAUCAGCCUCCCCUCCGAUUUCCAGCACAAGUUUACGGUGCAGGCCUCCCCAACCAUGGAUAAAAGGAAGAGUCUGAUCAGCAACCGAUCAAGUCCUCCUGCAAGCCCCACCAUCAUCCCUCGCCUUCGAGCCAUCCAGUUGACACCUGGUGAAAGCAGUAAAACCUGGGGCCGGAGCUCAGUGGUUCCGAAAGAGGAAGGGGAGGAAGAGGAGAAGAGGGCCCCAAAGAAGAAGGGCCGGACAUGGGGACCAGGAACACUUGGGCAGAAAGAGCUCACAUCAGGAGAUGAAGGCCUCAAGUCCCUGGUAGAUGGAUACAAGCAGUGGUCAUCCAGUGCCCCCAACCUGGGGAAGGGCCCGAGGAGUAGUCCCGCCCUGCCUGGGUUCACCAGCCUUAUGGAGAUAGAGGAUGAAGAUAGUGAAGGCCCAGCAAGUGGAGAGAACCAUCUACAGCAUUCACCCAACCAGUCCUACCUCUGUAUCCCAUUUCCUCGUGGAGAGGAUGGGGAUGGCCCCUCCAGUGACGCAGUUCAUGAGGACCCCACCCCAGUCAACUCAGCUACCAGUACCCCUCAGCUGACGCCGACCAACAGCCUCAAGCGCGGCGGGGCCCACCACCGGCGCUGUGAGGCGGCGCUGCUCGGAUGUGGAGCUGUUCUGGCAGCCACAGGCCUAGGGUUUGACCUGCUGGAAGCUGGCAAGUGUCAGUUGCUUCCCCCAGAAGAACCUGAGCUACCAGCCCGGGAGGAGAAGAAGAGGCGUGAGGGUCUUUUCCAAAGGGCCAGCCGCCCUCGCCGGAGUACCAGCCCCCCCUCCCGAAAGCUCUUUAAGAAGGAAGAGCCAAUGACGUUGCUGGGAGACCCCUCUGCCUCCUUGACCCUGCUGUCUCUCUCCUCCAUCUCUGAAUGCAACUCUACCCGCUCCCUACUGCGCUCUGACAGUGAUGAGAUUGUGGUGUAUGAAAUGCCAGUCAGCCCAGUUGAAGCUCCACCCCUAACCCAAUGCACCCACAACCCCUUGGUUAAUGUCCGAGUGGAGCGCUUCAAGAGAGACCCCAACCAGUCCCUGACUCCCACCCAUGUCACCCUCACAGCUCCCACGCAGUCUAGUGGUCACAGGCGGACUCCUUCUGAUGGGGCACUUAAGCCAACAGCAGCCCCUGCAGCACUAGGCAGCAGGAGCCCCUCCAGCAACGGAAUGAGUCCCAGUCCUGGAACAGGCAUGUUGAAAACUCCCAGUCCCAGCCGAGACCCAGGUGAAUUCCCCCGUCUCCCUGACCCCAAUGUGGUCUUUCCCCCAACUCCAAGGCGCUGGAACACACAGCGAGACUCUACCUUAGAGAGACCCAAGACCCUGGAGUUUCUGCCUCGGCCACGUCCUUCUGCCAACCGGCAGCGGUUGGACCCUUGGUGGUUUGUGUCCCCCAGCCAUGCCCGCAGCGCCUCCCCAGCUAACAGCUCCGGCACAGAGACACCCAGCAACCUGGACUCCUGCUUUACCAGCAGCAGCAGUACUGUAGAAGAGCGGCCUGGACUUCCAGCCCUGCUCCCUUUACAGGCAGGGCCACUGCCCCCUGCUGAGCGGACGCUUCUGGACCUGGACGCCGAGGGGCAGAGCCAGGAUAGCACUGUGCCCCUAUGCAGAGCUGAACUGAAUGCACAUGGGCCUUCCCCAUAUGAGAUCCAACAGGAGUUCUGGUCUUAGUGUAAAAAGGGUCAGGGUGGGCACGGGAGAAGUUGGAGGAGGCGGAGAGAGCUGGCUGGCACAGCCCGGUCUCAGGGCCCCUGGGAUCCAGACCUCCUCCUUGCACUGAGAAUGCACUUUGAAGAUGGAAGGGAUGGGAGCAGGGCCACUUCAGAGGGUUUCCUGCCCUGCAGGAUCUUUUCUCCUUGGUCACUAGAGGGGCUGUGUCAGCUCUGUCUGUGUAGAGAGGGGUGUGUGCAUAUGCCCCCACCCUCUGGUCUUCCUUGUCUUUAGGGUGACACUGCAGAGUCAUUCAGCCAAAUCUGUCUACUGCCUCUCCUCCUCAGCCAGCCUGAGCUGUCCUGGGUUCCCUUUGUCAGCCCUGAGUCCUACCUGUUCACACACCUGUACAGAUGUUCUGUGAUUGAUCUGAUUUAUCAUCUAUUCUUCCCACGACUCAGUGUCACCUUUGGUAA
Molecule: messenger RNA, 3993 nt
Organism: Arvicanthis niloticus (Nile rat)
Lineage: Eukaryota; Metazoa; Chordata; Mammalia; Rodentia; Muridae
Source: RefSeq, a predicted model, not a curated record